Tilletiaria anomala UBC 951 is the source of this 1183-nucleotide messenger RNA. RefSeq lists its product as uncharacterized. The record is from RefSeq and is a predicted model, not a curated record. Gene Ontology annotation, cellular component: nucleus. The transcript has 3 exons. Lineage: Eukaryota; Fungi; Basidiomycota; Exobasidiomycetes; Georgefischeriales; Tilletiariaceae. Bases 100 to 1098 code for a protein of 332 amino acids.
UCAGACUCAACGCUGUCGAGCUACUUCACGCAUCGCGCAAGCCGAACAUCGCCGCAAGAGAUCCACAGUGCUUUCUUGACCCUCCAAGCUCCUCCUACCAUGUCAGUCACCGUCGCCCAGCCAGCGCGGCCACAAGCACUGCGGUGCGCAACGCCAUUGCACGAUCCUCGCCUUGCUGGGAUGGUGCAACGGCUGCGCGUGGCUGUGUCGAGUCUAGCGGUAAACAACGGGCCUGAAAACUCGAUCCCCUUUCUACUACAGCUACCUUCUCCUUUCACAGGCUCUGUGUCUCUUGCAAUCGCUGCUUCAGCAACACUUUCCGAUCUUCUCCUCGUCUUGAGCCAUAUCUUGUGCUGUGACGCCAGGUCUUUCCGCUUGGUGCACCAUGCAUCCUCCAGCACGCUCCCCUGCCUCUCCUUGCCAUUCAGCGCCCUCGUGCAGCCCCCAUCAUGCCGCUCGCAUGCAACCCAGAGUCCGCUCACUCUUGUUCUCCUCCCGCGCCUCCCGGGCGGCAAAGGAGGCUUCGGCUCCAUGCUGCGCGCAGCAGGCGGCAAGAUGUCCUCUGCGGCGCGCAAACGAGGCGAGGAAAACACAGACUCCUGCCGCGAUCUCAAUGGCCGCCGCUUGUCCGUGCUCAAAGAAGCACGCAAGCUUGCAGCGUACCUCGAGCAGGAACCGGAGCGGCGCAAAGCGAUGGAUGAGCGCAUGCAGGCUAAAUACAGACGUUUGGAGAAGAUGCUUGGGCGUACGCCAAAGGGUCAAGCAGACCUUGAAGAGGCGGCGCGCAAGAUGGGAGAGGACGAAGCAGCGUUGGAGGAUGCGGAUGAAUUUGACAGCAAUGAUGAGGCUCCCGCUUCUGAAAAUGAAGCUGGGCCAUCGACAUCAGCAUGUCGAGCAGUACCGUCAUCAAGAAGCUCUCGACCUGCAGCAGUGGAACGAGCCGAAAGGUUCGAAGACCAUGAAUACUUGGAGCAAAGCAAGGAAAUCAUCACCAACGCAAGAAGUGCAGUUGCAGCUGCUAUGAAAAAAAAGAAGAAAGCUGCGGCUAACAAAUCCAAGCCUUCGUCGACGGAUGCAUCAGCUCCCGCUCACCUGUAGUUGUACUUAGUUUUGAAUGUACUUCUAGGUCGUGCUCAUGUGCAUAGCAUCCACGCUAGCAAGAGACACAUGGUUUGAUGUUGUG